Messenger RNA from Galeopterus variegatus (Sunda flying lemur), 2306 nucleotides. It is a transcript of the gene GPD2, whose product is annotated as glycerol-3-phosphate dehydrogenase 2 (mitochondrial). Gene Ontology annotation, molecular function: calcium ion binding; glycerol-3-phosphate dehydrogenase (quinone) activity. Bases 11 to 2194 code for a protein of 727 amino acids. The transcript is spliced from 16 exons. NCBI's taxonomy places the organism in Eukaryota, Metazoa, Chordata, Mammalia, Dermoptera, Cynocephalidae. Gene Ontology annotation, cellular component: glycerol-3-phosphate dehydrogenase (FAD) complex; mitochondrion. The record is from RefSeq and is a predicted model, not a curated record. Gene Ontology annotation, biological process: glycerol-3-phosphate metabolic process.
AGGCUAAGAAAUGGCAUUUCAAAAGGCAGUGAAAGGGACUAUUCUUGUUGGAGGAGGUGCUCUUGCAACUGUUUUAGGACUCUCUCAUUUUGCUCAUUACAGAAGGAAGCAAGCGAACCUGGCCUACGUUGAAGCUGCAGAUUUCAUUUCAGAACCUGUUAAUAGGGAGCCUCCUUCCAGAGAAGCUCAGCUACUGACUUUGCAAAACACCGCUGAGUUUGAUAUACUUGUUAUUGGAGGAGGAGCAACAGGAAGUGGCUGUGCGCUGGAUGCUGUCACCAGAGGACUAAAAACAGCCCUCGUAGAAAGAGAUGAUUUCUCAUCAGGGACCAGCAGCAGAAGCACUAAAUUGAUCCAUGGUGGUGUGAGAUAUCUUCAGAAGGCCAUCAUGAAGUUGGAUAUUGAGCAGUAUAGAAUGGUAAAAGAAGCCCUUCAUGAGCGUGCCAACCUACUAGAAAUUGCUCCUCAUUUAUCAGCUCCAUUGCCUAUAAUGCUUCCAGUUUACAAGUGGUGGCAAUUACCUUACUACUGGGUAGGAAUCAAGCUGUAUGAUCUGGUUGCAGGAAGUAAUUGCCUGAAAAGCAGUUAUGUCCUCAGCAAAUCAAGAGCCCUUGAGCAUUUCCCAAUGCUCCAGAAGGACAAACUGGUAGGAGCAAUUGUCUACUAUGAUGGACAACACAAUGAUGCACGGAUGAACCUUGCCAUUGCUCUCACUGCUGCCAGGUAUGGGGCUGCCACAGCCAAUUACAUGGAGGUUGUGAGCUUGCUCAAGAAGACAGACCCCGAAACAGGCAAAGAGCGCGUGAGCGGUGCACGGUGCAAGGAUGUCCUCACAGGGAAGGAAUUUGAUGUGAGAGCCAAAUGUGUUAUCAAUGCUACGGGACCUUUCACAGACUCUGUGCGCAAAAUGGAUGAUAAGAGCUCUGCUGCUAUCUGCCAGCCGAGUGCUGGUGUCCACAUCGUGAUGCCUGGCUAUUACAGCCCAGAGAGCAUGGGACUUCUUGACCCAGCCACCAGUGAUGGGAGAGUUAUUUUCUUCUUACCCUGGCAAAAGAUGACUAUAGCUGGCACUACGGAUACUCCAACUGAUAUUACACACCAUCCUAUUCCUUCAGAAGAAGAUAUCAACUUUAUUUUGAAUGAAGUGCGUAACUACUUGAGUUGUGAUGUUGAAGUGAGAAGAGGUGAUGUUCUGGCAGCAUGGAGUGGUAUCCGUCCCCUUGUUACAGAUCCAAACUCUGCAGAUACCCAGUCCAUCUCCCGAAAUCAUGUUGUUGAUAUCAGUGAGAGUGGCCUUAUCACCAUAGCAGGUGGGAAGUGGACAACUUAUCGAUCUAUGGCAGAAGAUACCAUCAAUGCUGCUGUCAAGACUCACAAUUUGAAAGCAGGGCCAAGUAGAACAGCUGGGCUUUUCCUUCAGGGGGGUAAAGAUUGGAGCCCCACGCUCUAUAUUAGGCUUGUCCAGGAUUAUGGACUUGAAAGUGAGGUGGCACAACAUCUUGCCGCCACCUAUGGUGACAAGGCUUUCGAGGUGGCCAAAAUGGCAAGUGUGACUGGGAAAAGGUGGCCUAUUGUUGGAGUGCGUCUUGUGUCAGAAUUUCCAUAUAUUGAAGCGGAGGUGAAAUAUGGGAUUAAGGAGUAUGCCUGCACUGCGGUGGAUAUGAUUUCACGUCGCACUCGCCUGGCAUUUCUAAAUGUCCAGGCAGCAGAGGAAGCCCUACCCAGGAUUGUUGAACUGAUGGGCAGAGAACUGAAUUGGGAUGAUUAUAAGAAAGAGGAAGAACUUGAAAGAGCCAAGAAGUUUCUUUAUUAUGAAAUGGGCUAUAAAUCUCGAUCAGAACAGUUAACAGAUCGCACUGAAAUUAGCCUACUGCCUUCAGACAUUGACAGGUACAAGAAGAGAUUUCAUAAGUUUGAUGCAGACCAAAAAGGCUUCAUUACCAUUGUUGAUGUUCAGCGUGUAUUAGAGAGUAUCAGUGUCCAAAUGGAUGAAAAUACACUCCAUGAAAUUCUGAAUGAAGUAGAUUUGAACAAAAAUGGACAGGUUGAGCUCAAUGAAUUUUUGCAGCUGAUGAGUGCUAUUCAAAAAGGAAGGGUGUCUGGAAGUCGGCUUGCUAUACUAAUGAAAACUGCAGAGGAGAACCUUGACAGAAGAGUCCCAAUUCCAGUGGACCGUAGCUGUGGAGGAUUGUGAGUCUGAGCAGUAAAUCCACAGUCAACAAACAUAGGAACAACAAAUCACCAUGCAACAAACAGAGAUGACUUAAACCACCCUAAAAUAAUGGAUAAGGAGAGCUGCCUUUUUU